AUGAUGCUCAUGCGGAAGCUGGUUUGGCCGCUGCUAGUCUCAGUCCUGGCGACAGUAGCAGCGGCGGCAGAUUCGAGCUCGGCCGUGGCGACUGGCACAACUAACACGGCUUCGACGACGACAUCCACCGGCAUCGCGACUCAUACGUUUCAAGUUGGUCCGAAGUCUGACCCACAUCAGUAUGUGCCGACCAACAUCACGGCGAAUGUGGGCGAUGUCGUUGUGUUUGAAUUUUAUCCGACAAACCACUCCGUCGUCAAGGCGGAUUUCCUGUCGCCUUGUGUGCCAGCAAGUGCGCCUAUUUUCUAUUCGGGAGCCUUUGAUGACUUUAAUGAGAAUGAAGGGCAACUGGUCGGGCCGCCCACAUUCUUCUAUUGCACUGCAAUAGAUUCGUGUCAGAAAAAUGGCAUGGUUGGCGUAAUAAAUCCGAACUCAACUCAAACCUGGCAGGCACAGUACGAGAAAGCCCUCAAAUACCCCUACAUGUUAGUACCCGGACAAUCAAUGCCAGCAGAGGGCGACGGUGGCAACUCCGACUCAGGUUCAGACAACUCCGACUCCGGGGGAAAACACGGUCUCAGCACAGGUGCUAUUGCGGGUAUUGCCGUAGCAGGUGUGGCUUUCCUGGCAAUUCUAGGGGCACUGUUCUUUGUCCUCGGUCGAAACCGCGUAUACUCCCGGUGGGUGUCAUCGCAAGACGGUCGGACCGAACGUACCCGCCGCUGGGCGUUGUUCAACCACGACGACCAAUACAGCGCCGGCAAUCGCAAGAGUGAGAUCGGAAGCAACGCCCCCAAGCCAGGCCAUAUCGACAUCAGUGCGGUUUCUAGCCCGGACCCCACUGUCCGAACUUUCUCCCCGGGGGUGGAAAAUGUUUCCGGGCACGGUGGUUCUCCGUCUACACAACAGGGUCAUUGGAGUUGGAAUGAGCCACCUGUGCCGGCACGCUCGUAUGGGGCACCGACAGAGCUUGAGGGGCAUCCGGUUAUUUGGGAAGCUCCAGGUAGUACGCCUGGUGGUCGGUUUUGA
Molecule: messenger RNA, 1029 nt
Organism: Penicillium olsonii
Lineage: Eukaryota; Fungi; Ascomycota; Eurotiomycetes; Eurotiales; Aspergillaceae
Source: the annotation of a GenBank genome assembly